AUGCGCACAGCUCCAUAUGGCUCCAAGAUGGCUGACACAGCGUCCGGGGGCUCCAGCACGAGGGGCAGCAAGCAGGCCGGCACCCCCGCAGACAAUUACCAGCUGGCGCGGCGCCGCACGCUGCAGGUCGUGGUGAGCUCGCUGCUGACCGAGGCCGGGUUCGAGAGCGCCGAGAAGGCGGCGGUGGAGACGCUCACCGAGAUGAUCCAGAGCUAUAUCUCGGAGAUCGGGAGGAGCGCCAAAUCCUACUGCGAGCACACGGCCAGGACCCAGCCCACGCUCUCGGACAUCGUGGUGACCCUGGUGGAGAUGGGCUUCAACGUGGAAACCCUCCCAGCCUACGCCAAGCGUUCCCAGAGGAUGGUGAUCACUGCCCCUCCAGUGACAAACCAGCCCGUGACCCCCAAGGCUCUGACAGCCGGGCAGAACAAACCUCACCCUCCCCACAUUCCUGGCCAUUUCCCGGAGUUCCCAGAUCCUCACACCUACAUCAAGACACCAACGUACCGCGAGCCCGUGUGCGAUUACCAGGUGCUGCGGGAGAAGGCGGCGUCGCAGCGCCGGGACGUGGAGAGGGCCCUCACCCGCUUCAUGGCCAAGACUGGCGAGACCCAGAGCCUCUUCAAGGACGACGUCAGCACCUUCCCACUGAUUGCUGCCAGGCCCUUCACCGUGCCCUACCUGACGGCGCUGCUGCCCUCGGAGCUGGAGAUGCAGCAGAUGGAGGAGACGGAUUCCUCGGAGCAGGACGAGCAGACGGACACCGAGAACCUCCCGCUGCACAUGAGCACGGACGAGGCGGGGGCCGAGAAGGAGAACAGCUCGGUGCUGCAGCAGAGCAGCUCCCUGGCGGGCAGCAGGAACGGCGAGGAGAACGUCAUCGACAACCCCUACCUGAGGCCCGUCAAGAAACCCAAAAUCCGCAGGAAGAAGUGAAGGGAACGGUUCCCGAAAUUCCCCUCAGGAGGGGCUGCCCGGCUGAGGAGGGGUCUCUGGGCCCACUCCCACCCUGCUCUCCCUCUGCUCACUGCCCUGGGCCAGGAGAACCCCUGGGAAUGGGCCGGGGGGCUUCGGGCUCUGCUCUGGGGGGAUUUCAUUGCUGAGGGGCUGAGAGAGCCAGGGAUUGGAUUUGGAUUUGGAGGACACAGGAAUUGGAUUUGAAUUUGGAUUUAGAGGACACAGGAAUUGGAUUUGAAUUUGGAUUUGGAGGACACAGGGGCUGGAUUUGGAUUUGGAGGACCAAGGGAUUGGAUUUGGAUUCGGAUUUGGAGAACCAAGCGAUUGGAUUUGGAGGAACCCAGGGGUUGGAUUUGAAGGACAUAGGGGUUGGAGGGACACAGGGGUUGGAUUUGGAUUUGGAUUUGGAUUUGGAUUUGGAGGACACAGGGGUUGGAUGUGGGGACCCAAGGACUGGAUUUGGAUUUGGAGAACCCAGGGAUUGGAUUUGGAUUCGGAUUCGGAUUUGGAUUUGGAUUUGGAGGACCAAGGGAUUGGAUUUGGAGCACCCAAGGGUUGGAUUUGGAGGACACAGGAGCUGGAGCUGAGGGAUCCAGGGCUUGGAGGGACACCCCUUGGAGGGGUUGGAUUUGGAUUUAAAUUUGGAUUUGGAGGACACAGGGGCUGGAUUUGGAUUUGGAGAACCAAGCGAUUGGAUUUGGA
Messenger RNA from Zonotrichia leucophrys gambelii, 1659 nucleotides. It is a transcript of the gene TAF8, whose product is annotated as TATA-box binding protein associated factor 8. Bases 1 to 936 code for a protein of 311 amino acids. Gene Ontology annotation, biological process: transcription initiation at RNA polymerase II promoter. The transcript has 8 exons. Lineage: Eukaryota; Metazoa; Chordata; Aves; Passeriformes; Passerellidae. The record is from RefSeq and is a predicted model, not a curated record. Gene Ontology annotation, cellular component: transcription factor TFIID complex. Gene Ontology annotation, molecular function: protein heterodimerization activity.